AUGCGAUCAACCGAAGCCGACUGUCGGGAUUUGGAGCUGACAGUAGUGCUGGCGGCCUAUUAUCCGGGCUGUUGCGGUUGGUGGCAGUUGUUUACUGUUCUCCGCUUCGAGACGGCCAGAGUGUGUAAAGCCAGAACUAGCAAGCAGGUGAUUCAUAGAGUAGAAACCAUCGACAAUCAAACGGUAGUCAUCAUAAGCGGCGCCAACGACAACAACAACAGCAGCAACGAUAGGACGAUGAGCGGUUGGUUGCCACGGAUCGAGGCGACAGCCAGUAGUGGUGGGCGUGAGAACCUGGGACUUAUCACUGCCGGCGGGCUGCUGGUGCUGCUGGUCGUCAUGACGACCGGCACACUGGAAACGGAUGCCACCCGGAUAUUUGACAUUGAAAGCAUCCCGACGGUGAAGCAAGUGGCUGUGGCCAGGAAAAACGUUACCCUCGCCUGCCCGGGAGUCAGCGAGCACUCGCUAGUGGACCGGCUGGUCUGGCGGACGACACGGACCGUAGCCGAGUACAUCAGCGGACUGCCGCUGCUGGUCGGUGCCAAUCAGAGAAUCACACUGUUACCUGAUAACUUUAGUCUCCUCUUCAGUCCAGCCUUAGCGUCCGACACUGCCGAGUACAGUUGCCUCGUGAACCAGCGACACAACCCGGAAGCGAUAGUGGAUCUGCUGGUGCAAGAUGUUCCCGAGCCACCCGGACGGCCGAUGGUUGUCAGCUUUACCUCCCGCUCGGUGAAUCUUUCCUGGGCCUACACGCAGGAUCCACGCAGUGCACCGAUAAGCAACUUUGUCAUCGAAACCAGAGUCGGCGAGGAUGGCCUCUGGGAUCGAGUGGAACCGAUCUACACCAAAAGCAGCAAGGCAUCCUACCAGGUAACCGCACUGGAACCGUUCACCGUGUACAGCUUCCGGGUGAUCGCCGUUAAUGAAUUCGGCCACAGUGCACCGUCCAAGGAGUCGUACUACUUCGUCACGCUGCGGGAAGCCCCAACCGGCAAACCGGUAACGACGAUCGCCCACAACACGUCUGCCACGUCGAUAUACGUUUCGUGGAAACCGCCGCCACCCGAGACGAUACUCGGCGAAUUCCUGGGCUACCGGAUAACCUACCGUACGCGCGACAAGACCGACCCGGAGGACGACGCCAAGGAGAUCUACAUUCGCGACAGCACCGUGGAGAGUCACGAAAUUCAUAACCUUGACACCUACACGCAGUAUCUGGUCUCGAUACAGGUGUUCAAUCCGGAAGGACUCGGUCCACCGACCACGGUGCUGGUUAUGACCGACGAAGGCGUUCCCAGUCGGCCGCAGAACCUGAGCGUCCUGGAGGUAACCUCAACGACCAUCAAGAUCACAUGGCGCGAACCGGAAAAAUCGAACGGUGCCAUCCACGGUUACCGGGUGUACUAUGUCCACCAGAACCAAACGUUAUUGCAUCUUCCGAUACUGAAGGCGGACGCUGCCGUGAACUCGGUCUACACCUAUACGCUGUCGAAUUUGAAGCCAUACAGUGACUACAAGAUCAUCGUGGCAGCGUUCACCAAGAAGAACGAUGGCGAACCGUCGGAGGUGUCCACCCGGACCGACAUUAGUGGGCCCAGUGCACCAAAGGUGGUAAAUUUAACAUGCCACACGCAGGACGCCCUAUUCUUCGGUUGGCGGAUACCGCAAACCUAUUACAACACCAUCGAUUACUACAUCAUCAGCUACCGGAACGUAGUGUUCGCUGACUUCCGAGAAAUCCGUAUCACAGCCAAUGCGUCCAUCGUGGAAACUUCAAUGAUCAUUCCCAACUUAACGACCAAUAUGGUUUAUGAAGUGAAAGUUCGGGCAGCUUCUACGAGUGUGAUCAAUCCAAAGCAAAUAAUUUUGGGCUCCUAUUCGGAACCAAAAAAGAUCUCUCUCCAACCGAACUGCGACAAAAUCCCCCCGCCAUCGCAGCGCCAAUCAUACGACGACUACAACCUGGCCAUCCUAGCUGGAAUCGUUUUUAGCGGUUUCGGGCUGCUGCUGAUUGUGCUGGCUUUCCUACUGUAUAAGAAAUGUUUCCACGCGGCCUACUACUAUCUGGACGAUCCACCGACCAGCCAGGGUGGCAACACGGCCGGCGUGAUCGAUUGGGAGGCACCGUGCGAGAUGGGCGGUGAGGUGCGCAGCUCCAUUCCGGUGUCGGAGUUCGCAAAGCAUGUGGCGGCUCUGCACGUGGACGGAGACAUCGGCUUCAGCAAGGAGUACGAAGCCAUCCAAGGCGAAGCACUGAACGACGAGUACCCCUCGGAGCACUCGCAGCAUCCGGACAACAAGGGCAAAAACCGUUACCUAAAUGUUAUCGCAUAUGAUCACAGUAGAGUCCACCUACGACAAGUUCCCGGUCAGAAGAAGCACCUGGACUAUAUCAAUGCAAACUUUAUCGAUGGUUAUCAAAAAUCGCGAGCUUUCGUCGGAACGCAAGGCCCACUGCCGGGUACUUUCGACUGUUUCUGGCGAAUGAUCUGGGAGCAGCGAGUGGCCAUCAUCGUGAUGAUUACCAAUCUAGUAGAACGCGGUCGCCGAAAGUGCGAUAUGUACUGGCCUAAGGACGGAACGGAAACGUACGGUGUGAUACAAGUUCGUCUGAUUCGAGAAGACGUAAUGGCUACCUACACGGUGCGUACGUUCCAGAUCAAGCACACCAAGUUGAAGAAGAAGAAAGCUUGCCAGAUGGAGAAGCUGGUUUAUCAGUAUCAUUACACAAACUGGCCUGAUCAUGGAACACCAGAUCAUCCGCUACCAGUGAUUAACUUUGUCAAAAAAUCCACUGCCGCAAAUCCUUCGGACGCAGGUCCCAUCGUGGUGCACUGCAGCGCCGGAGUAGGACGAACCGGAACGUAUAUCGUCUUGGAUGCGAUGUUGAAGCAAAUUGAAACUAAGGGAAUGCUGAACGUAUUUGGGUUCCUGAGGUUCAUAAGAGCCCAACGGAACUAUCUAGUCCAAACGGAGGAGCAGUAUAUCUUUAUCCACGAUGCUCUCGUGGAAGCCAUCGACAGCGGGGAGACAAACGUCAAGAUAGACGCCAUCGCCGGCUUGGUCAACCACAUCGAGUACAUCGAUAAUCAGUACAAGCUCAUAACCAGCUACCAACCGAAAGAGAUUAACCUAACCUCGGCACUAAAGCCGGUAAAUGCCAUCAAAAACCGUAGCUCACUGGUUCCCCUGGAGGGCAGCCGGGUUCAUCUGACUCCGAAACCGGGCGUCGAGGGUAGUGACUACAUCAACGCCACCUGGUUGCACGGUUUUCGCCGUUUGCGGGACUUUAUCGUGACGCAGCAUCCGCUGCUCGAUACGUUCAAAGACUUCUGGCAGAUGGUGUGGGAUCACAACGCACAGACCGUCGUGCUGCUGUCCUCCGCUGAUAAUAUGUCUUUCCUGCAGUUUUGGCCAAACGAGUCGGAACCACUGGAGAGUGAUUACUACCGGAUCCGAAUGGUUUCCGAAGCAUCGGAAAACGGUUACAUCGUGAGAAACUUUGUGAUCCAGUCGAUCCAGGACGACUACGAGUUGAACGUGCGAAUGUUUGAGAAUCCAAUGUGGCCCGACAUUGGUAAUCCCCGCUCGAUCUACGAUUUUGUCGUGCGAAUACACGAACGCUGCGCACAGUAUCGAAAUGGGCCAAUUGUGAUUGUCGAUCGAUACGGUGGUUUCCAGGCUUGUCAGUUCUGCUGUAUCAGCUCCUUGGCGAUGCAGUUGGAGUACGAUCAGACUGCGAACGUUUACACGUACGCAAAGCUUUACCACAACAAACGACCCGGCAUCUGGAGCUCGUACGAAGACAUCCGACAAAUCUAUCGGAUACUGUCGUACAUGCCCAAGGAGCUGGGGUUGCUCAAAUGCACUGAACUGCGGACCGAGUUCGAUGACGCGGCCAUUAUGACGGCAACGCCCGAUUUAUACAGUAAGAUUUGUAGUAACGGUAGUAUUAAUGCGCAACUCAACAACGUCGGCAUCACUGGUGGUGGUGGUGGCGGUCCGGGUUCCGGCGAUGCGGGGGCACCACAAACAGGCAAUGGGACGAGUGGUGGGCAGAUGACCGGAACCACCGGGACCGGCGCCACUACCACGAUUCAGAACGGCGGUACGGUAAUCGUCAAAAUGAACGGGGAGGACAACGACGAACUGUCGGUGGUGGUUGCCACCAGCAAUCACCUGAACCUGGAUCACAAUCAGUCGUAAGUUUCAACCGAAGCAGUUGGGUUGGGGGUGGAAAGGUUCUAGAAGGAAAAACGCAAAACAAAACAAAAAACUACUAAUUAGGUUAACCAGAAAGCGCGAUUUUAGUCAUGUCUGUUUAGUUUCUAUACCAGUGCUGUUUGGCAGUCAAGUUUUUACGAUCUACAGUAACUACUAAUAUUAUUAUGACACAGAAAACAAAAGAACAAAUUGAGUUAGGAAAAAGAAGAUAGUAUUUAUGAACCAAUUAACGAUCUAGCGAGUAAGGGGAUACAUAGAUGCAGCUCAUAGUUUCGGCAGCAAACUGGCUUUUCUAUCACUAUUUUUCUCCUUAGAUUUUAAUUUUAUUUGAGAAUCUGGAGAAUGUUUACGCUUAGCUGUGUUAAAAUUGUACAAAAAAAACAUUUUUUACUUUGACUUGUAUUAAACGACUUCCGUAUGACAAAGGCUUGACAAUUGAAAGUUCCAAAUUCUAGUCGAUUUUUUGCGAAUCCCAUCAAUGUUUAAAAAUAUGAAGUUGAUCCAGUGUAUAUGUUUGUUGAAGGUGUAUAAGAUUAGCUUUCGCCUCCGAGCUCAGUAUUGGCUUAUUCUCCACUUUCAUUGAAUCGAUACCCCAAUCAGAUUGACUGUCUAGGCGUUACGAUCCAAAAUAGAGAGGAAAAGAGAAGGGGGUGCUCGCUUUUGAUGUGCGAAAAUGACACAAAAAAGACUGGUUUUUCAUAAGUUUUGAUUUCUAUGAAAAAAAAAUUACACCAAUACAAACAAUUAUCUGGACACAACAGGCGAAAGGUCUUGUUUGCAAGAAACUAAUGGAGAAAGAGAAAAAAAAGAGGAAAAACAAACCAAAAAAAAAACGAUGAGUGAUGAUUAAUUGACACAAUUGCCGGUCAACCGCUGCUUUGAAUCCCGAGGUGUCGAACAAGGGCGAUCGGCUACGAAAAGAUUGCUGAAACAAAUCUCGAAUUGAAGGUUUUCAAAUUAAUUUAUGGCUAAUACAUAUAUUAACAUGAUAUUAACAUCGAGAAACAGGGUGGAAUAAAGUAGUUUAGGCUUUCUAGACCCCUCUAGAGGCAUAUUUUAUGUUCUUAAUAGUGCCACAAAUUGUUGAUAACUUUAUAUUCUACUUUUAUUAUGCUUUAUUUUCAAAAAUUCAAUUUUAGUUACGAAUCAAACAGAACAUAAUGGCACAAUAGAAACAACGAAAGUGUUUUGGUGUACUCAACUCAACUCAACUUUGUCGUUCAGUAGCACGUAGCAGUCAUAAGAGCGAACUCUUCUGGUUCAGCUCACCCGUGCCAAAGUAGCGUAUAAAUCGUUUGAAUGCACACCGCACCUAGCCAGUUCACUAAGGAGUGAGACUAAUUGCUCGCUUUUUUUAUCAGACAGUGUCUUCCAGAACAACACUGUAAACUACCAGAUGUGAGCAGCGCUUCUUGCCAGUAGAACUCGUAACUAGGUAAUAAAACCAGCAAAGUAAAAGCUUGUGAGUCCUGUUAACAGUUGUCGGUCUUAUUCUUGAGUGUAAACUAAGAAUUUGUAUUCUGUGCCAAUCCUAAUUGCAUCGCAACGAAGCAACAAACAACCAAAUCGAUCGAAUCCAACCAUAGCAAUUUGCGUAUGUUGGUUCUGUAGUUUUCAGAAGUUAACCGUUCAAAUCACUUGAGUUUAAUUUCAGUUCCACUGCGCUGGCUGCUAUAACAAUAGGUUACGGGCAAGCACGGACGGUUUUCUGAAAAAUUAACGGAACCCGACUCCAUCUACAGAAGCUGAAUUCCAAGGUGGCACUCCUCAUGUUGCAGGAGGACUUGUUGCGUUACGUGAAACUGGAAAGCGCUCCAGAACCACCAUCAGAGGGUGAGCCUCACGUCAAAGGUCUCCUUAUUGGAGCUGUUUCGCCAUGGAGGAACUGUUCAGCGGCCUUGUGAAAGCCACACAAAAACUGGAGGAAAAUCUCAUGAUCGCGAUUAUCUUGAGGACUCCGUCUGCAAAUGACGGAUCUCUGUAGAGGCAUGUUUGAACGAACCUGAAGCUAAUGAGAACCAGAGCAGAGGGUCCAGAGCCCUCAAAAGGAGGAUGGUUUCAACAGCGCAUCCAUGGCUAUUACCUAAAGACCUGAAUGGAUAAACCCCUAAUGCAAGGUGUGACGCGACCCGUGCCGAGGAAUGAGUGGUGAAGGGGGUUCUAUAAAUACUCAGCCGCAACGGAGCCUGCAGAGCACCAGGGCGCCCUCCAA
Molecule: messenger RNA, 6442 nt
Organism: Sabethes cyaneus
Lineage: Eukaryota; Metazoa; Arthropoda; Insecta; Diptera; Culicidae
Product: tyrosine-protein phosphatase 99A-like
Exons: 16
Coding region: 1-4212 (1403 amino acids)
Biological process (GO): protein dephosphorylation
Molecular function (GO): protein binding; protein tyrosine phosphatase activity
Source: RefSeq, a predicted model, not a curated record